AUGGAAAAACUGAAAACAAACAUAGUCUGCAUCCGUCUGAGUAGGGUUCAUGUAACAGUGGUAGUUUCACCAGAACUCUGCCGAGAAUUUCUGCAUAAACAUGAUUCCGUUUUCAUGUCAAGACCUAUAACCAUGGCUACUGAAUAUGCAAGCCGGGGAUACUUGACAAUGGGACUUUCUCCAUGGGGAGAACAGUGGAAGAAAAUGAAAAGGAUUGUCGAUCAGGAGUUGUUUAGUCCAACCAGACUUCGGUGGCUACUUAACAAGAGGAAUGAAGAAACUGAUAAUCUUGUUUACUAUAUAUUCAAACGGUGCAAUAAUCUAGAUGGAUCAGUAAUUAAUCUGCGUUUACCAAUAAAACAUUAUGGACCAAAUGUAAUCAGAAAGAUGACUUUUAGCAGAAGAUUCUUUGGGGAAGGUGGAGAAAAUGGAGGACCAAGUUUUGAAGAAAAGCAACAUAUUCAUGCUCUUUAUACAGUGCUCAAACACACGUUUGCGUUUUGCAUAUCAGAUUACGUGCCCUGGUUGAGAUGUCUAGAUAUUGAUGGCCAUGAAAAGAAUGUAAGGAACUCCAUGAACGUUUUUGACAAAUACCAUGAUCCAAUUAUAGAAGACAGAAUCAAACAAUGGGAAGAUGGUAAGAGAAAGGAGGCAGAGGACCUUCUUGACAUUAUGAUAACGCUUAAGGAUGAAAGUGGGAAGCCACUUCUGUCGAUAAAUGAGAUCAAAGCUCAAUGCAGUGAGUUCUUUUUUGGCGUAGAUGGUCCUGCGGCAGGAGCAGAAUGGGCGCUGGCAGAAAUGAUUAAUCAACCUGAGAUUCUCCAAAAGGUAGUCGAGGAAAUAGACAGGGUUGUAGGGAAAGACCGAUGGAUUCAAGAAUCAGAUGUUCACCAAUUAAAUUAUUUGAAGACAUGUGCAAGAGAAGCUUUCAGGCUGCAUCCUCACGUUCCGUUCAAUUUGCCGCACCUGUCAUCAACAGACAUGGAAGUGGGUGGGUACUUCAUUCCGAAAGGCAGCCAUGUCUUGUUGAGCCGAAUCAGACUGGGUCGUAACCCUGAGACCUGGGAAGAACCCUUGAAAUACAAUCCAGAGCGGCAUUUGGGUGGAAAUGUCAGUAAAGUAGAUUUCUCAGAACCAAACUUGAGGUUCUUGACUUUUUCUACUGGUAAGCAUGCAUGUACGGAACAUAGUGUUGGUACACUUUUGACUAUAAUGGCAUUGGGAAGGCUGAUUCAAGGGUUCACAUGGAGCCUAACACCCAAUGAGCACUACAACAAAAUGGACCUUUUAUGGUGUGCAUUGCGUGCUAUAAAAGCCUGUUUAUGGCAUGCGGCCACAUGCCGUAUAAAGCAAUGCCGUAAAUAG
Olea europaea var. sylvestris is the source of this 1365-nucleotide messenger RNA. RefSeq names its product phenylalanine N-monooxygenase-like. The transcript is spliced from 2 exons. The record is from RefSeq and is a predicted model, not a curated record. Gene Ontology annotation, molecular function: heme binding; iron ion binding; monooxygenase activity. Bases 1 to 1365 code for a protein of 454 amino acids. Lineage: Eukaryota; Viridiplantae; Streptophyta; Magnoliopsida; Lamiales; Oleaceae.